CCGGAGCAGGGGCGGGAAGGGCUGAGGGGCACCUGUCAAUUCGCCACCAUGAACGUGGUUUUUGCUGUGAAGCAGUAUAUUUCCAAAAUGAUAGAGGACAGCGGCCCUGGCAUGAAAAUACUUCUCAUGGAUAAAGAGACGACUGGAAUAGUGAGUAUGGUGUACACCCAAUCAGAGAUUCUUCAGAAGGAAGUGUACCUCUUUGAACGCAUUGACUCUCAAAAUCGAGAGAUUAUGAAACACCUGAAGGCAAUUUGUUUUCUCCGACCUACAAAGGAAAAUGUGGAUUGUCUGAUCCAGGAGCUCCGGAGACCCAAAUACAGUACAUAUUUUAUUUAUUUCAGUAAUGUGAUCAGCAAGAGUGACGUGAAGUCUUUGGCUGAAGGUGAUGAACAGGAAGUUGUGGCUGAGGUUCAGGAAUUCUAUGGCGAUUACAUUGCUGUGAAUCCACAUUUGUUCUCCCUGAAUAUUCUGGGCUGCUGCCAGGGUCGAAAUUGGGAUCCAGCUCAGCUAUCCAGAACAACUCAAGGACUGACCGCUCUCCUUUUGUCUCUGAAGAAGUGUCCCAUGAUUCGAUAUCAGCUUUCAUCAGAGGCAGCAAAGAGACUUGCCGAAUGUGUUAAGCAAGUAAUAACUAAAGAAUAUGAACUGUUUGAAUUUCGGCGGACUGAGGUUCCUCCAUUGCUCCUUAUUCUAGAUCGCUGUGACGAUGCCAUCACUCCAUUGCUAAACCAGUGGACGUAUCAGGCCAUGGUCCAUGAACUCCUGGGCAUAAACAACAAUCGGAUUGAUCUUUCCAGAGUGCCAGGCAUCAGUAAAGACUUGAGAGAAGUGGUCCUGUCUGCUGAAAAUGAUGAAUUUUAUGCAAACAAUAUGUAUCUGAACUUUGCUGAGAUUGGUAGCAAUAUAAAGAAUCUCAUGGAAGAUUUUCAGAAGAAGAAACCAAAAGAGCAGCAAAAACUAGAGUCAAUAGCAGACAUGAAGGCAUUUGUUGAGAAUUAUCCACAGUUUAAGAAGAUGUCUGGGACUGUAUCAAAGCACGUGACAGUGGUUGGAGAGCUGUCUCGGUUGGUCAGCGAACGGAAUCUGCUGGAGGUUUCAGAGGUUGAGCAAGAAUUGGCCUGUCAAAAUGACCAUUCGAGUGCUCUCCAGAAUGUAAAGAGGCUCCUACAGAACCCCAAGGUGACAGAGUUUGAUGCUGUUCGUCUGGUGAUGCUUUAUGCUCUGCAUUAUGAGAGACACAGCAGCAACAGCCUCCCAGGACUGAUGAUGGACCUCAGGAAUAAAGGUGUUUCCGAGAAGUAUCGAAAGCUGGUGUCAGCCGUUGUGGACUAUGGUGGUAAACGGGUCAGAGGCAGCGAUCUCUUCAGCCCCAAAGAUGCUGUGGCUAUUACCAAACAGUUCCUCAAGGGAUUGAAGGGAGUAGAAAAUGUAUAUACGCAGCAUCAACCAUUCCUACAUGAAACUCUGGACCAUCUCAUCAAAGGAAGGCUUAAGGAAAACCAAUAUCCUUACCUAGGCCCCAGCACACUCAGAGACAGGCCCCAGGAUAUCAUUGUGUUUGUAAUCGGAGGCGCCACCUAUGAAGAGGCCCUAACAGUUUAUACCCUAAACCGUACCACGCCUGGAGUGAGGGUUGUCCUGGGAGGAACCACAGUGCACAACACAAAAAGUUUCCUAGAGGAAGUUUUGGCUUCCGGACUGCACGGCAGGAGCAAGGAGAGCUCUCAAAUUACAGGGAGAUCCGGGAGCAGGAGAUGAAAUGGUGAUGAGAGAUGGGAGGAUGGCGCAGUCUCCCCUCCACCUGCUGCCUCUUCCGCCACUGAGCAGCGCUUCCGGAGAGACCUCUGAGCUGUGCUGGUGGUUGGGGCCCAUCGGCAACCCCGGAGCCUGCUGGUUCCAGAACUGUCAACACAGACUCCGCCAAAGCACCCGGCAAUGAGCGGAGAAGUCUGAGCUCAGCCCAGCCUAAUUUUCCUGUGAUUUCUAUGUAAAAUAAAUAUGUUCCUUGUGUUUGGUAGCACAAUCCCUUCCGUUUCUGAUGACUUCUGAAGGGAUCUCACUGAGAAAAGGGUUGGCAGCGUCUAGAGGAGUUUUGUUUACUUUAAAGUCAUCAUUUUGAGUAGAUGCCACAUUCCUCAGUUUCCUCUUCCCCCCUGUCGUCCCUUUUACUUUUCAUUAACUGCAUUCCUGCACAACUCGUUUCUGAAAACGCCCUAUCUUUAGAGAGCCGUCGAAUCGUUGUCCCCAGGUCCUGAGAAACAUGUAGAACUACAAUAAAGAUCUGUUUGUGAAAGA
Messenger RNA from Echinops telfairi (small Madagascar hedgehog), 2298 nucleotides. It is a transcript of the gene VPS45, whose product is annotated as vacuolar protein sorting 45 homolog. The transcript has 15 exons. The record is from RefSeq and is a predicted model, not a curated record. Gene Ontology annotation, biological process: vesicle-mediated transport; intracellular protein transport. Lineage: Eukaryota; Metazoa; Chordata; Mammalia; Afrosoricida; Tenrecidae. The coding region runs from base 49 to 1761 and encodes 570 amino acids. Gene Ontology annotation, cellular component: Golgi membrane.